AUGCCAUGUGCGCAUCACUACCGGCACUCCUCCACUGCCCAUACACUAUGCAUCCCAAGUAGUACUAGUGAGUCAGUGUCGGAGUUUCUUUGUAGAGAUUUGAAGUACAACCAACUUACUGGGCCUAUUCCAGCCGCAUUUGGGAGUCUUUCUGGACUGCAAAUCAUCAAUAUUGAUGGCAACGAUGUCACUUGUCCUGCUGACAACACUAGCUGCAGCCAAACCCCAGUGGCAGAGGCAGCGAUGUGCUGGAUGUGUGACACCUUCACCUUUUGUAUUACAUGUUUAUCUGGAGGUGCAUCUGGAGGUGGAGCUGGUACUCCCUCCUCCCCUUCUGCCUCACCGCCACCACCUAAGCCUGCUGGUUCUCUCGCUCCACCGGUCAGUGUCGUGGCCGCUGCCAUUGCUGUUGCACUCACCUCACUGCUCUUCGUGUAG
Molecule: messenger RNA, 438 nt
Organism: Closterium sp. NIES-65
Lineage: Eukaryota; Viridiplantae; Streptophyta; Zygnematophyceae; Desmidiales; Closteriaceae
Source: the annotation of a GenBank genome assembly